GGCAACAAACGCAGUGCAGAACGUCAGGCAGGCGCGACUUUCGUUGGCAAGGUGCGGUUGCUCAGUUUUUGACUGGUGAAAAAGUCGCAUCGCAUCGGCUGUUGAGCUUGCGAUGCGUUUUCCAGAAGGUCUCACACGAAAGUUUGCUACUGUAACUGUGUCACACGGCGCCCCAGGUCAAAAUUUAGCAUUAUGAUGAAAUAUGGUUAUAGCACGUGGCAUGUUAAAGACAUUCAAGAUCCGUUCAAUUGAGGUGCAUUACUCAGGGAGCUGGGCAGACGAAUUGGCGGCGAUUAUGGCCGACAAGAACGCCGAGUCGUAUUCUGUUCAAACGAAGGGCGGACAAGGUUCAUCCAUCCCACUUGUUGCUGGCGGGCAGCCGGGAGAGCUGGCCUCUACUCCCAUGAGCGAGGACUUCCCACUGAUCGUGAUCCCUAAGAAAGCUGAGGCAAAUCCUCACAAUCCUCAACGGCCGCAAGGGCUUGAAGGACUUGACUUCAUGCGUGAGUUCAUCAACCAGAGAGCAGGCGGUCCAAACCAUGGGCUGGAUCUUUGGCUUUGUCUGGCAGGCACGUGGACGAGUGAUAAGCUUGGUGAGUUGAGCUUUGGCUGGUGA
Messenger RNA from Durusdinium trenchii, 616 nucleotides. NCBI's taxonomy places the organism in Eukaryota, Dinophyceae, Suessiales, Symbiodiniaceae. The record is from the annotation of a GenBank genome assembly.